AUGCAAAUUGGUAACAUCAAAGGUGCACAUGAAGAGCCAAUUUAUUAUAAUCAACGAGGUGAAAUUGCUACAUUUUUUUCGGGAAAGAAAAUUUUUAUAACAGGAGGCUUAGGAUUUAUAGGACGGCUUAUAGUAGAAAAACUUUUAAGAUGUUGUCCAGAAAUAACAACGAUUUAUUUACUGGUUAGGGCAAAGAAACAAAAGGAUCCGCAAACUCGAUUUAAAGAGUAUUUCAAUGAUGUUAUUUUUGAUAGAUUGAAGAGAGAGCAAAAAGAUGUUGAAAAGAAAAUUAUUUUGAUUGAAGGAGACACGAGUCUAUUAAAUUUAGGAUUGUCAGGGAAGGACCGCGAUCGCAUUAUAGAUACUGAUUUAAUUUUUCAUAGUGCAGCAUCCGUACGUUUUCUGGACAAUAUUCGUAAUAUAGUUAAUACAAAUAUUAGAGGAACAAGAGAUCUUCUCUUGCUUGCACAAGAAAUGACAAGCUUAAAGGCCUUUAUUUAUGUUUCAACAGCUUACUCGCACUGUGUUUACAAUAAAAUCGAAGAAAAAUUGUAUAAGCCACCUAUGAAGACAGAUGAUAUAAUUMGAUUGACAGAGAUUUUGACCGAAGACCAAUUAGAUUUAAUCACCCCAAAGCUACUGG
This is a messenger RNA of Polistes dominula (European paper wasp), 643 nucleotides long. Its product is annotated as fatty acyl-CoA reductase wat-like. The record is from RefSeq and is a predicted model, not a curated record. Gene Ontology annotation, biological process: long-chain fatty-acyl-CoA metabolic process. Gene Ontology annotation, cellular component: peroxisome. Lineage: Eukaryota; Metazoa; Arthropoda; Insecta; Hymenoptera; Vespidae. Gene Ontology annotation, molecular function: alcohol-forming very long-chain fatty acyl-CoA reductase (NADP+) activity.